GUGUCCGAGCAUCAGUAUGAAAGCAGAAGUGCGGAAGUGUGCCGUCGUAUUAGCAGCGACCUUUGACAUUCCGACCUCCGAAGAGAAAAACAAGGCCUGGUACCUGUGGUAAAGGCAGUGAACGGUGGCGGGCACAUUUGUAUUCGAGUCGUCGCUGAAGCAGCAGUAGGGAAAAAAUGCUUUUAAGAUUACUGACCAUCCUGUGGAUGUCUGGCCACGCCUACGGUCAGGACAGCCUGGCCAGGAUGGAGAACGACCUGCUCACCUUUUCGUACAAGGUGGAGCAGUACUUGGACCCCAGCAAGCAGCCAUGUCAGGACUUCUACGGCUACGUCUGCUCGCGCAGUGCCAACCUUAGCCAGACGGGAAGACAGCGUUUCCAGAACUUGCUCAAGGAGGCCGACGUCUCUCAGCUGAUGGACAUGGAGCUCCAGCUAGUCAACUUCUUUAAGUCAUGCGAGAGCGGAAGGGGCAUAGAGGCGCUCAAGGCCUCUCAGCUGUUCCGGCUAAGCGGCGGCUGGCCUGCCCUGGAGCCAAUGAAGUCCAAUGCCAGUCAUCGGACGAACCAAACGCAGAGCUGGCUUACGGUUCUCGGGCAUUUUCACGACGCCGGGGCGCCCUACUUCUUUGAAUCAGUGGUCACCAUGCAGUCCAACAAGCGCUUGGUGGUGCUCAAGCCCGACUUCACGCGUCGAAACACUCUGAGAAAGUUCGAGCAGCGGGUGGGCGAGGUCCUGCAGAGCUUCGGAAUCGAGCAGAGCCGCGCCCACGUGGCCGCCCUCGAGGUGCUGAGUCUCGAGCGCAGUCGACGGGACAUUGUCAAGGCGGAGCACAUGGACGACCAGGUGGAGUUCAGCUAUGGCAACUUUAAGCGCUACGCAUUCGGAAACGCUUCUCUGGCCAAACUGGACUGGGGUGGAUACUUCCGGAAGUUGCUGGGUGGUAAAACGCUCCAGGAGAGAGACACGAUAGUUGUCAAGCAACUGCCCAGGCUGGUCGAGUAUUUCGUUCUACUCCAGAACACCAGCAUGGUUCGGCUGCUUAACUGGAUCUGGACGGACUACUUAAUUGAUAUCGUGGAUGCAGACUGCCACCAACUGGCGGAGACCUACGUCGGCGAUGUUUACGCGCACGUGGCGCCGAGGGUUACUGCGAAUCGCAACGAAUUGGCCCAGAUGUACUCUGUGCUGGGGAAAGCCUACGUGGAUCAGCUGACCGGCUCUGAGUGGAUCGACGAGAUCUCGCAGCAGAGCUCGAGGCAGUUCCUCGGAAGCGUCACGCGCCUUACCAUUAACGGCGACGAGCUCUUGGACGCCAGUUACCACGGUAUCCUGCUGGGCCGGCGGAGCCUGUACCGGAACCUGGAAAAGCUUCGCAAGUUCCAGCGACCGCGGCAGCAGCCCUCACCAUCCACCCAGCUGGUGCGCCACUACAACCUGGCAUUUGCUACGGUCGGUGCUCUUUUGGGGCAGCGCAACCUCAGCACGCCCCUCAACUACCUUCUGCUGGGCGAGUACUUUUCGCUGAGCCUGGUUGCUGCGGGCAGUAGCUCCGGCACCCCCGGUGCCUGGCGUGGCUCAGACUCGGAGCAGCGCUUCAGCUCCUUCAAGGAGUGCGCCGCCGGACAAGCUAACCCCAACGAUCUGCUCCUCAGCAUGUUGGCCCAGAGGCUGGCGCUGAGUGGGUACCGCCAAUGGCUAGCUACCCGGACAAAGUUCCAGGAGAGAAUUGACGCACUCAUGGCGGCCGGACGUUCGAAGAUGUCCCUGCAGAGGCUCUUCUUUGUGGCCAACCUACUCGCGGACUGCCGCUCCGAGCUGGGCGCCCUGCAGCAGGACCGCAAGCGGCAGGUGACGCACGCCGCGCUGCGCAGCUCGGGGGAGUUCGGCGAGGCCUUCCAGUGUCGUCCUGGCGACAGUCUCUACCCGCAGCACCAGCGCUGCAAUCCCCUCUAAGUUGGUCGGAACUCGGACCUUGAACCUCCGGUUUCUGCUGCCCCACCGCUGGUGUUAAAAAUCGAUAAGCCGUGCCGCAGCCACUGGAGCUCUCCCUCGAGCAACCCCCAAUCGAUUGAUUUUUCCCGUCCCCCUAUACCACGGUGCACCACGGUGGCACCAUAUGCUUACGGAUAGGUUACGUUAGUGUGAGCGAUUGAGGUGAAAAUAAACGAUUCGCUGUUUGCUUGGAAAGACUUA
Drosophila biarmipes is the source of this 2195-nucleotide messenger RNA. RefSeq lists its product as uncharacterized. Gene Ontology annotation, biological process: protein processing. Bases 177 to 1955 code for a protein of 592 amino acids. Gene Ontology annotation, cellular component: plasma membrane. Gene Ontology annotation, molecular function: metalloendopeptidase activity. The record is from RefSeq and is a predicted model, not a curated record. NCBI's taxonomy places the organism in Eukaryota, Metazoa, Arthropoda, Insecta, Diptera, Drosophilidae. The transcript is spliced from 2 exons.